AUGAAGUAUUCUUGGGCCGCGACUGCUGUGGCUUCGAGUUCGCUGUUGGCAAAUACGGUCCUCGCAGCUUCAGCAGAUGACUGGACAAACAGGGCUAUCUACCAAGUCGUUACUGACAGAUUCGCUUUGGGCAAUGGUUCUUCACCGAGUUGUGAUACGAGUCAGAAGAAAUACUGUGGCGGAAACUGGCAGGGAAUCAUUAAUAAUCUGGAUUAUAUCCAGAGUAUGGGCUUCGAUGCUAUCUGGAUAUCCCCAGUCGUAGAAAAUGUUCAGGGUACGACGACUGAGGGUGAGGCUUACCAUGGAUAUUGGCCACAAAACAUCAAUUCCCUCAACUCCAAUUUCGGUUCUGCCGAUGACCUCAAGAGCUUGAGUAGCGCUCUUCAUGGCAAGGGCAUGUAUCUCAUGGUGGAUGUAGUUGUGAACCAUGUCUGGCCCGAGACCUUCGACUACUCCCAGUUACAACCCUUUGGUGGUUCAAACUCCUUUCACACUCAAUGCUUUAUCGACGACUACAAUAACCAGACUGAUGUCGAGCAAUGCUGGUUGGGUGACUCCGGUCUUCCUCUUCUCGAUCUCGACACGGAAAACAGCACAGUAGUAGAUACCAUGUACAGCUGGAUCAAGAACCUUGUCUCUGAUUAUAACAUUGAUGGACUUCGGGUUGACACUGCAAAGCACAUCAGACAGGACUUUUGGCCUGAUUUCGCGUCCAACGCUGGAGUGUAUACUGUCGGGGAGAUUCUGAUUGGCAACGUUACUUAUGCUGCGCCUUACACUAAGGCUCUUGAUAGUGUUCUUGACUAUCCCACUUACUACGCUGUUUACGACGCGUUUACGAAUGGCACCUCCGGCAACAUGAGCGUCAUCACCGAAAUGGUUACCCAGGCUCAGGACCAAUACAAUCAUGGUACUUUCUACGUUGGGUCAUUCGUCGAGAACCAGGAUAACCCUAGGAUUCAAUCGACCGUUACUGACCAAUCAAUCGUGAAAAACGCCAUGACAUGGCCUUUUAUAAACGAUGGAAUUCCCAUUCUUUACUACGGUCAGGAACAAGGAUAUCAGGGAGGUAACGACCCUGCUAACCGUGAAGCUCUCUGGCUUUCUGGCUUCAACACAGAGAACAAGCCUCUCGUCACCCAUGUCAAAACGCUCAACGCCGCUCGCAAACAAGCUAUUUCCUACAACUCGUCCUUCCUCACCACCAAAGCCUCCUUCAUCUCCCAAUCCUCCACGUCCACCUUGGCCGUAUCCAAGCCGCCUUUCCUUGCCCUCCUCACGAACGGAGGCUCCUCAUCUAGUGUAUCGUGGAGCAUUCCUAGCUCUGCAGGGCUGUACACUGGGAGCGAGACGCUUGUGGAUGUGUUGACAUGUGAAACAGUUACCCCAAGCUCAGAUGGGAGUUUGAGUGUCAGUGCGAGCAGUGGGUUGCCGAAGGUGCUGAUGCCUGCGGAGGCGUUGAGCAAGUCUGGCUCGUUGUGUUCUAGUCAGGCUAGCGGGAGCGGAGCGGUAGGAUUGAAGGGUUUGGGCAUGGGGUUAAUGGGCGCAGUCGUGGUUGGGAUUGUUUCGGGUGUAAUGGUAUUGGCGUAA
This is a messenger RNA of Lentinula edodes (shiitake mushroom), 1590 nucleotides long. RefSeq names its product glycoside hydrolase family 13 protein. The record is from RefSeq and is a predicted model, not a curated record. Gene Ontology annotation, molecular function: calcium ion binding; alpha-amylase activity. Gene Ontology annotation, biological process: carbohydrate catabolic process. Lineage: Eukaryota; Fungi; Basidiomycota; Agaricomycetes; Agaricales; Omphalotaceae. The coding region runs from base 1 to 1590 and encodes 529 amino acids. The transcript has 7 exons.